GCGGAGAGGGGGCGGGGGCAGCGGCAGAGGCGGCCGUAGCGGCCGCGACCUGGGCGGUUCGAGGAGUGACGGGCCUCGGGGCCUCUUUGGAUGGUGUCUAAAAUGAUCAUUGAAAACUUCGAGGCACUCAAGUCCUGGCUCAGCAAGACUCUCGAGCCCAUUUGUGAUGCAGAUCCAUCAGCCCUAGCAAAAUAUGUUCUGGCUUUGGUAAAGAAAGACAAAAGUGAAAAAGAGUUAAAGGCAUUAUGUAUUGAUCAGCUGGAUGUAUUUCUUCAGAAAGAGACACAGAUAUUUGUAGAAAAACUUUUUGAUGCUGUGAAUACAAAGAGUUAUCUACCUCCUCCAGAGCAGCCAUCAUCAGGAAGCUUGAAGGUAGAAUUUUUUCAGCACCAAGAAAAAGAUAUAAAAAAAGAAGAGAUCACAAAGGAAGAAGAGCGAGAGAAGAAAUUUUCUAGAAGGCUAAAUCAUAGUCCUCCUCAGUCAAGCUCCCGGUACAGAGAAAAUAGAAGUCGAGAUGAAAGGAAAAAAGAUGAUCGUUCUCGCAAAAGAGACUAUGAUCGAAACCCUCCUCGCAGAGAUUCGUACAGAGACCGGUAUAAUAGAAGACGAGGGCGAAGUCGAAGUUACAGCAGGAGUCGAAGCCGAAGUUGGAGUAAAGAGAGACUUCGUGACAGGGAUAGAGAUAGAAGCAGGACUAGAAGCAGAAGCAGAACACGAAGCAGGGAAAGGGAUCUGGUAAAACCUAAAUAUGACUUGGAUAGAGCAGAUCCAUUAGAAAACAAUUAUACUCCAGUCUCUUCAGUACCAAAUAUCUCAUCUGGUCACUAUCCUGUACCUACUUUGAGCAGCACCAUUACUGUAAUUGCUCCUACACAUCAUGGUAAUAACACUACUGAAAGUUGGUCUGAAUUUCAUGAAGACCAAGUGGAUCAUAACUCUUAUGUAAGACCACCAAUGCCAAAGAAACGGUGUAGAGACUAUGAUGAAAAGGGCUUUUGUAUGAGAGGUGACAUGUGCCCUUUUGAUCAUGGAAGUGACCCAGUAGUUGUAGAAGAUGUCAAUCUUCCUGGUAUGCUGCCUUUCCCAGCACAGCCUCCUGUUGUUGAAGGACCACCUCCUCCUGGACUCCCCCCACCUCCACCAAUUCUUACACCACCACCUGUGAAUCUUAGACCCCCAGUGCCACCUCCAGGUCCAUUGCCACCCAGUCUCCCACCUGUUACAGAUGAUAUUUCUUAUUCUUUGGUUUUGACAGGACCACCACCUCCCCUUCCUCCUUUGCAGCCAUCUGGCAUGGAUGCUCCCCCGAACUCUGCAACCAGUUCUGUUCCUACUGUAGUAACAACCGGCAUUCAUCACCAGCCUCCUCCUGCUCCACCCUCUCUUUUUACUACAGUUUUUGUAUUACCAGAUGCAUAUGACACAGAUGGCUACAAUCCUGAAGCCCCAAGCAUAACAAACACUUCUAGACCUAUGUAUAGGCACAGAGUGCAUGCACAAAGGCCUAACUUGAUAGGACUAACAUCAGGGGAUAUGGACUUGCCACCCAGAGAAAAGCCUCCUAAUAAAAGCAGUAUGAGAAUAGUAGUGGAUUCAGAAUCGAGGAAAAGAACAAUAGGUUCUGGGGAGCCUGGAGGUCCCGCAAAGAAGACUUGGUUUGAUAAACCAAAUUUUAAUAGGACAAACAGCCCAGGCUUCCAGAAGAAGGUUCAGUUUGGAAAUGAAAAUACUAAACUUGAACUGAGAAAAGUUCCUCCAGAAUUAAAUAAUAUCAGCAAACUUAAUGAACAUUUUAGUAGAUUUGGGACAUUGGUUAAUUUACAGGUUGCCUAUAAUGGUGAUCCUGAAGGUGCCCUUAUCCAAUUUGCAACAUAUGAAGAAGCAAAGAAAGCAAUAUCAAGUACAGAAGCAGUAUUAAAUAAUCGCUUUAUUAAGGUUUAUUGGCACAGAGAAGGGAGCGCCCAGCAGUUACAAACUACUUCCCCAAAGGUAAUGCAGCCUUUAGUCCAGCAGACCAUUUUGCCUGUUGUGAAGCAGUCUGUCAAAGAGCGGUUGGGUCCAGUACCUUCAAGUACUGUUGAACCGGCAGAAGCCCAGAGUGCUAGUUCAGACCUUCCUCAGAAUGUAACUAAGUUAUCUGUGAAGGACAGGUUGGGUUUUGUAUCAAAGCCAUCUGUUUCAGCAACUGAAAAGGUGUUGUCUACAUCUACUGGCCUAACAAAAACGGUGUAUAAUCCAGCUGCUUUGAAGGCUGCGCAAAAAACCUUACUUGUUUCCACCUCUGCAGUUGAUAAUAAUGAAGCACAGAAAAAGAAACAGGAGGCACUGAAACUUCAGCAGGAUGUAAGGAAAAGGAAACAAGAAAUUUUAGAAAAGCACAUUGAAACACAGAAGAUGUUAAUUUCAAAACUAGAGAAAAAUAAAACUAUGAAAUCUGAAGAUAAAGCAGAAAUAAUGAAAACUUUAGAAAUUUUGACGAAAAAUAUUACCAAGUUGAAAGAUGAAGUUAAAGCCACUUCUCCUGGGCGCUGUCUUCCAAAAAGUAUAAAAACCAAGACUCAGAUGCAGAAAGAAUUACUUGACACAGAACUGGAUUUAUAUAAGAAGAUGCAGGCUGGAGAAGAAGUCACUGAACUUAGGAGAAAGUAUACAGAAUUACAACUGGAAGCUGCUAAAAGGGGGAUUCUUUCAUCUGGACGAGGCAGAGGAAUUCAUUCAAGAGGUCGAGGUGCAGCUCAUGGCCGAGGCAGAGCACGAGGGCGAGGGCGAAGUGUACCCGGCCAUGUGGUGGUGGAUCACCGUCCCAGAGCAUUGGAGAUUUCUGCAUUUACAGAGAGUGAUAGAGAAGAUCUUCUUCCUCAUUUUGCGCAAUAUGGUGAAAUUGAAGAUUAUCAGAUUGAUGACUCGUCACUUCAUGCAGUAAUUACAUUCAAGACAAGAGCAGAAGCAGAAGCAGCUGCAGUUCAUGGAGCUCGUUUCAAAGGGCAGGAUCUAAAACUGGCAUGGAAUAAACCAAUAACUAAUAUUUCAGCUGUGGAAACAGAAGAAAUUGAGCCUGAUGAAGAGGAAAUUAUACCUUUGUCCUUCCAUGAGUUUGAAUUGAAUGGGGAGAAAAGCAGGCGAGCUCCUGGUAUUAGUUUCAGGAAGAGUCUUUGGUGGAUGACUCAUUACUUCAAGAUGAUGAUGAAGAAGAAGAGGACAAUGAAUCUCGUUCUUGGAGAAGAUGAUUUGACUGAUCAUUGAUCUGCAUAUGCUAGAACUCUACCUGUGUUUUAUUAGUAUUAUCUAAUGUACUUUUACAUAUUUGUAAAACAAUUUUUGGUAAAAUGUGAUGAAGAUGGAUUUCACAAAUAGACAAAAGAGAAGAAAAAUACCUUCUGAUCCUGUAUUUUGAAAAGAUUGAUGUUUGCAUUUUAUUUCAGUAAACAAUUGCUAAAGACAUCACACUAGAACAUAUGCAAUGUUUUUAUUACAUACUUCUACUGAACAUUACAGAAUUCUUUGGGUUCUUUGUAAUUUAAUGAGUAGGUCUGAAAACUUAUGACCCAACACUUGUUAUAAUUUAGAAGAUUUUGUUUUAGUCCAAAUAAGGAAUGAAUUUGCAUUUAAAAUCUUGAUGAAUGUUUUAAAAAAAUGAAUAGAUAACAUAGUACCUUACUGAAGUCUCCAAGUUAUGUAUUAAUAUUACAUAGUAGUAUGCUUAGGCUUUACUAUGUAUUAGGCUUUUGUUGGACUUGUGUAUGUAUUUUACCACAUGGGUUUUAAUGAUAAUGGUGUAUGACUGCUUUACAUAUGAGCCCUUAUGCAUCUGGAUGUUAAAAAUAAAGUGGAAUGGUCUCUUAAAAAGAAAACAAAAGAAAAAGAAAAAAAAGAAAAAAAAAAAAGAGAAAAAAAUUAAAAUAAAUAAUAAAUAGACCAUUCCAGACGGUGAUGGUACCCUUUCCCCUAAUUAUCACAAAAGGAGCUAUAAUCACUAACUUACUCUUAAUAAUGGUUACUGGUAACUUUAUAAUAAUAAUGUACAGUCCAAUGUUUAAAAUUUAUACCACUUCAGUUUGGUUUGAUCCUAUAAAUUUUCAACAGAUGUCUUAAAAUUUAAAAGCAGGCUGAUUAGUUUGGAACCAGACUUCAAGUAGAGCUAACAUUUGGUGAAUAAGAAAACAUCAUAUUACAUUUUGGAUGUAUGAGAGAAAACUUGACCAUUUGAAGAUGUAUGAAUAAAGAAAUGUACUAUAGAUACUACUUUAGGAAAACACUGUUUGGUAAGUGUUUCAGUCUGAUACUUUUAAGUGUGCAUUUCCUAUACUUGUGUAAAAAUCUUUGACAUUUGCAACAAUAUUGUGAUUUUUAAGUGGAUUUCUCUGGCAAGUGAACAUGAUCAGUGAAAAUUGGCAUAGCAGUUUUCAGAAAAUAAAUAUAUUCUUUGUAGAAUGAGGGGGAAUUUUAUAUUUAUCCUUUAAAAUCCUUCAUUUUGGUUGCAAGUGUUUCUGCCUUUUGUGAUUAUAGUGAUACUGUUUUUUUAAAAAACAUUAAAAUAUCACUUUCUUUCAUAUUGGGGUCCUAAAAACAAAAUCUUUAUCCUACCACCACCACCAUAGUCUUCUGGCAGUGGAGUAACUUGUGCAUAUUAUUGUAUUUUUCCCCUACAGUUGGAGUUAGAGUUGUAUGUUCGUGAAAGUAGUACUAUUUCGUAGGAGUAUUUUGACUUAUAGUUGGUACACAUUUAUAUUUAAAAUCUCAAAGUCAGAUUUUAGUUGUCAGAAUACUAACUUUAGUCAAAAACGUAGAUUUAUAUAUUUUUAUGUAGUCUCUUGUAUAUUGACUAUGUGCUAUUCUGAUUCAUUAGGUAAGUUUGUUUUCUUUUCUUUUUAGUAGUCGUGAAAGGUGCCAAAUUGGCAGAGGCUCACGUUUCUUCUCUUUACACCAAACAGAGAGAGAUCAUCAUUGCCUGAAUUAGCUCUGUGACUACAAGAGCAAGACCUGUUCCUGUCUGGAGACGACUGUUAAUGAUAUUAUCAUCUUAUCAUUUUGUUUGCUCUUUAUCAAUUUGAGUAGAUGUUUACAUGUACUAUAAUUAGCAUUUUAUAUUUACAUUUCUUUAAGCAUACACCCCACUCCACAUGUGUAUCUAAAUGUAUGCUCUGUGUGACCUACCAUAAAUGUUUUUUUCCCCUUUAUAGCCAUUUGUUUUUUAAAACACCUUAAAGUAGAGAUGAUGCUUCUUUUUUCCUAAUAUGAGAUACAUACAGUCUCAGCCAAAUUGAUAAUUAUGUCUGGAAAAUCUAUAAAGCCAUGAUAAUGUGUUUACUAAUAUGAACAACUUACAAUGAAGAAAAUUAAUUAAAAAAUUAAACAUAAGUUUUGGUUUUAAUUUUUUGUGGUUUUAGGAUAUAUUUCUAUGGUCAGAAUAGCCACUUAAAAUAAUUUUGAACAGAUGAUAAAAAUUUUUACACACUAUUACAGCUUGCCUUUUUUUAUGAACAUACUUAUUUGAAGUCAUUGCCAAGGCCACUUACACAAUUUUUUUAGUCCUUAGCUUUUCAAAACCAAUAAGGAGAAUGAUUUUCUUUCCUUUAAAAUAAAAUUAUGGUAUAUUGAUUAUAAAUACUGAAAAAUAAAUUUCUAAUUUACACAGUUUUUCAUGUAAUCAAGACAUCAAAGACCAUCUUAAAAGCAAGGGGAAAUAGUGUGUGUCUGACAUCGUUAAGGGUUAGUUUUCAAUGCUUAAAAAGUAUAUUCAUAAAUUAUAAGUAGUUCAGCUUAGAAUUCUAAAAAGUACAACUAAGUCUCAUUCUGAAUAUUCACUCACAAUAUCUUUUUUAUAAAGGAGAUCAAAAAUGUUUUCACAGAAUUAAAGUAUUCAUAGAUUCUUAGGAGGCAUUUGAGAAGUUGGAGGACUCUUUAUUAGAAAGGUGUAAAUUACACUGCUUCUAUUUAGCUUAUGGUUUUAAAAAAAAUUGUAGUUCUAUCCAAUCAAACUUUUUUUUUGGGUGCAAAUGUUUUUUUCCCCUAAGAGUAUGCAUUGUGAUUGUCCUUACUGAACAAUAAAACAAUGUAAUGAAUACAUCAUUCAUUAUGUAGAUUAUCUACUUUGAUCCACAUUGAUUAUACAUGGCAUUUUACAGGAAAAUUACAUAUUUGGAAGGUCUAAUAUUACCUAGUUGUGUACAAGACUUUUUUUAUUUUUUAAUUAAAUUUUUCUUUUGGUUCACAUAAGCCAAGUAGCAGAUAGCCACAGGGAGUUCAUAUUUUCCCAGACUAGUUUGGUAGUUUUUAUUUUCAAGAAAAGAUUCUCUGUUCCUACAGUGGUGGUUUAUAUACUAUAUUAGAAUCAAAAAAUACUGUAUGAAGAGACCAUACUUGUGGUAAACCAUUUUGAUUGGUUAAUGGAUGUGGACCACAUGUGAUCACCUUCAACUUUAUUUUGUCAUCCUCUUUUUAUACUUCGCUUUUAAAUUUAAAAAACAAAGCAAAUCAAAAUUGAAUGCCAUUGGGAAUCAAGUCAAAAUGAUUUCAUUCUUACUAAGAUCAUUGUGUUUUUGAAAAUUACUGUGAGAUCCAGUUAAUUUAUUUAAAUUCUCAUAUGUUGGUGAGUUAAAGAUAAAAGUUCUCAUUUUCUUUAACAAUAUUCUCAUGGAGCUAUGUGUACAUAGAUAACUGUACAGAAUCACUUGUGUAAUUAAAUGAAGUGGUUUACCUCUGCAUGAUUGGAUUAUGGAAGCCUUUUAUAUCUUUAUAUUUUUCAAUAUACUUAAAUUUUACACUGUUAGCUGCUAUAGUCAUGCUAUAUUUGUUUUUUAAUAGAGUUUAUAAAUAUGCUCAAAAUACAGAUCAGCGGAAUAUUUUUGGUCUUGUUUACAAAAUAAUACUUUAAAGUGAAACACACCCCUCAAGUGUCUUAGGAAAAAAGUCAUUGGUGCUACAAAACCUUUUGUUAUCAUUUUUGAACCCGUUGUCUAGACUUUGCUAGGCUUUAAUCUGUGAUUGCUUGUGAUUUAUUCUGAUUUAGCAGUGUAAUAAAGUGGUCUGUAUUGAGUCAGGUGAAAAGCCCAGCUUAUUAGAAACGCCUCUUAAUUUAAGUAAAUGAUGCAAAAUGACUGUACAUUUAUUUGCUGAACUUCCCAGAAAAAGAGAAUAGCUUAUUUUAAUAAGAGGAAGGUUCUUAAUUUGACAGGAAUGAAAAAAAAAGUGAUAUUCAGCAUGGCUGUUUUCUUAUAUUUCAAAUGGAAAAUUUUCUAGUCUUAAAAUAUUAUGUAAUGUUACUCUCCCUUAAAUCUCAACAGGAGGCAGAGUAAUUAUUUACAGAACAUUCGAUGACUUACAAAGAUAUGUAUUACUACAGUGUAGAAGUUUUUCAUUGAUGUGUAGUUUUUAUUUUGUCUCUAAGAAUUCUAUUCCAGCACCUUAGUGAAUACAAUUGUAACGUAUCAGCAAAGCAUUCGUAGAUACUGCUUUUGAUUCUCACAAUCCUGAACCUGUUUUGAGUGUGACAUAAAACAUACUGUCUGGCAAAAUUUCCUUUGAUUGUUUUAAUUCAUUUUCUGUGGACUGUUGAAUCUGAAAACACCAAAGGAAUCUUUUCUUGUCUGGAGACUGGAUUAUUCCAGUGUUUAAUACCUGUGCCCAUAAGUAUCCCAUUUCAUGAAUGUGUGUUGGCAUGGGGAAAAAAUUCCCUGCUUUUUGCGUGGAGCGAAAGUAAUUGGUUAAGCUGUAGCAGCUUUUUGUUUAUUUUUAAAAGUGAUAAUAAAACUUGAAGUAAAAAAGGCAAAACUUGAA
Messenger RNA from Heterocephalus glaber (naked mole-rat), 7776 nucleotides. NCBI's taxonomy places the organism in Eukaryota, Metazoa, Chordata, Mammalia, Rodentia, Bathyergidae. The record is from RefSeq and is a predicted model, not a curated record.